This is a messenger RNA of Cuscuta campestris, 4662 nucleotides long. The record is from the annotation of a GenBank genome assembly. Lineage: Eukaryota; Viridiplantae; Streptophyta; Magnoliopsida; Solanales; Convolvulaceae.
GGAGAUUUACCCGGUCAAGGUCAUACUUUGUGUUCUUGUUGUGUGUUUUAUAUUACGGGUCGAGUGUGUCCAGGUCAAACCCGGUUAACCCACCCAGCUAUAUUUACACCAUCAUUUUUGGCGCCCACCGUGGGGCCGAUUUUUAAAGUUUUUUCGACCAGGUCAAAACUUUGCCCCCACUAAAUAUCCACAAUCAUGUCUUCGAGCAACUACAACGCUGUGUCAAGUCAGGCUGCGAGUGAAAGCACUCCUGCCAUCCCAUUAAUGAUGUCGAGCAUGGGGACGACCUUUGCUCCGAUCACCACUGUAGGAUCGAUUGGCAUGAUCCCAAUCAUGUCAACCCCUACUCCUACGCCGACGACAACAAUGUUCCCAGGCUCAAUAACAACGCCUGGUGGAGCAUUCACACCAUACCCGUCAGCUUGGGCUCAGUUUACUGCUGACCCGGCAAAUGCUCAGGCUCUACAGGGCUAUCAACAGGUGAUGGCCAUGAUGCAACAGGCAGGGGGCUUCAUGCCAUUUGCCUAUCCUGGCAUGACGCCACCAAUCAUGCCACCACCGGUGUCGACCCCGUUGACAUUUGUCCCUAGGAUGGUCCCUAUACGCCCGAUGAAUCUGACGGGGACCAUGAAUGAAGCAGCGCCCUCAAAUGUCCAUGAAAUCGAUGAGGCGGGGCAGGAGGCAGCCCGCAGGAGGAAGGGUAAGGCUAUAGCCAAACCCAGCAAGACUCGAGAUUCGGCGUUCAAACGCCCAGGGGACAAAGAGGAUGGACCCCGCAAUGAAUCUGAGACGAUUCACCAAGACGAGGAGGAAGCAGAAAGCCAGCCGAGGGUGUCGGCAUAUACCAGGCUCUCAUACGAUGAGGAUGACCUGGACAAGAUAGGGAGCGUAGCAAGGAAACUACGUGCCCUGGAGGAAAUGGUGGAAGAGAAGGCGGGAGCGAAAAAGCACACCUUGGCUAAAUCUCCCUUUUCGGCCUGGGUACAUGCGCAGAGGUUGAGGCGGAAGAUUAAGCUGGACGUGGAGAAAUUCACGGGAAAGGAGGAUCCAAACGUCCACCUUGACACCUUCCACAAUGCAGCACAGAUGGCCGGGUGCACUGAUGCUGAGGAAUUCCUACUCUUCUUCUCAUCCUUGAGAGGGAGGCCAUUAGAAUGGUUUAACGGCCAUCCCCAUGGCAGGAUUGGGUCCUUUGAGAAACUAGCCGAAGUUUUCCGCAAAAAGAGGCCACCCUCCUCUUACCAGGAAGCCUACAAUACGGCAUGGGAGUAUGCCGACGCGGAGGUCUUGAAUAAGAGCAAGCGGGAAUUGGAGGAAGGAUAUACGAAGGCUGUGCUCAAGGAGAUGGCCUUGAAAGGAGAGCUUGGGGAAGGUUACGCGACGGGGAAUAAGAAGGACCCGAAAGCAAACACCUGGACCCGUCAUCAGGGAAAAGACCAGGGAAGGAGAAAAUCCGGGAAGGAUAACAACAAUCCGGAUAAAGAAUUCAUAGAGAUGAUUGUCGGCGGCCCAGAAGGUGGGGAUACUGCCUCCCAGCGGAAGAACUGGGCCAGGAGCUUACACGUAGCGGUGGUUUCCCUGGAAACACAAGGGAAGCACGCAAGGAGGGAACCUAUCACUUUCACUGAUAGGGAUCUUCCCAGGACGGGGGGAGAUCAUAAUGACCCUCUGGUCAUUACAAUGGAUAUCAAUGGAGCUGAUGUGGCCAGGGUCCUGGUUGACACAGGAAGCAGUGUCAAUGUUUUAUACUUGGAUGCUUUCAAGAAAUUGAAGCUUGACAGGUCCAUGUUGAGGCCAUUGCAAACUCCAUUGUCAGGCUUCACUGGAGCUAGCAUAGAAGCGGAAGGUCAGAUAACCUUACCGGUUACCUUGGGGUCAGGUAACAGGACAGUGACCAAACAAAUGAGAUUUGUUCUGGUCGACAUCAAAUGUGUGCAUAAUGCCAUUCUGGGUCGGCCUGGAAUCAACCAGGUCAGGGCUAUUAUUUCCAUGGCACACUUAUGCAUGAAGUUUUACACUCCCAGUGGAAUCGGGGAGGAAAGGGGUGAUCAAAAGAACGCCGGGUCAUGCUACCUGGAAGCAGUCAAGAAGAUGACCCGCCAGUUCGAACAAAUUGAACUCGUCUCCCAGCAGGUAGACAAGAGUGAGGAGAAGGCUAGGAUCAAGCCAGAUGCAAACACGGAAGAGAUCCAGAUUGAUGCCUCCAAGCCUGAAAGGAAGGUCAAAAUUGGGGCUGAUCUUCAGGAAGAGCUAAGGACUGAGAUUGUCCAGGUGUUGACCAGGUAUAAAUCAUUAUUUGCCUGGAGUGUUGCUGAUAUGCCCGGGAUUGACCGUUCAGUCAUUUGCCAUCGUCUCUCUGUUUUUGAGGGUUCUAGGCCUGUAAGACAGAAGAAGAGAUUUUUGGCAAGUGAUAGGAGGGACUUUGUGAAGAAAGAGGUCAAGGACCUACUUGUGGUAGGUCAUAUCAGGGAAGUAAACUACCCUGAGUGGCUGGCCAAUGUUGUCUUGGCCCCGAAGGCCAACACCUUCGAGUGGGAUGAUGAAUGCGCCAGGGCAUUCGAAGAGCUGAAGACAUACCUGACUUCGGAUAUUGUCUUGUCCAAGCCAGAAACAAAGGAGACCCUCUACCUCUACUUAGGGGUUACUCAAAUGGCUGUUAGCUUGGUCUUGAUGAGGGAUGAUGGGGUCCAGAGGCCCAUCUAUUAUGUAAGCAAGGCCUUAAAUGGGGUAGAAAGUAGGUACACUCCUACGGAGAAGGCAGGGUACACACUUUUUAUAACAGCGAAGAAACUCACGUCGUACUUCCAAGCCCAUCCCAUUGUCGUAUUGACCGACCUACCAUUGGGCACAGUCAUGAGGGACUCCACUUCAUUGGGAAGGAUGAUCAAAUGGGCCAUGAUGCUUACCCAAUUCAACAUUGAAUAUCGUCCGAGGAUGGCGAUAAAGGGGCAGACUGUGGCCGACUUUCUUGUGGAGAUGACGGGUCACCAGGAGGAGGAACCGGCAAGGACGAUCACAGAGCCUUGGUGGUCCAUGUCAGUAGAUGGAGCCGCUGGACCGAAAGGUUACGGUGGAGGUGUGGUAUUCAUAACUCCGGAAGGGUUCAAGGUAUAUCAUGCCUUGAUCUUUAACUUCAAACUCACAAAUAAUGAGGCGGAGUAUGAGGCAUUGAUAGGGAGCCUGAGAUUGGCCAAAACCCUACAAAUCACAUGCCUCAGGAUUAAGUCCGAUUCAAGCUUGGUGGUAGGCAACAUAAAUGGCAACAUGGAGGCCAAAGGAGAGAAGAUGCAGAAGUACAGAGAUUUGGCAAGGGCCUUAUUGAAGGACAUGACUGAGUAUGUGAUGGAGCAAAUCCCAAGGGGGGAAAACACCGAUGCUGAUUUGCUAUCAAAAUUGACGCAAGCAGCCCCGGAGCAUGUGUCCAAGCUGGCCAGGAUCGAGACGCUGAAGAAGGCUAGCAUUGAAGGGCUUUCUUUGAGCCUGAUAGAGGAGGAUGAACAGCCCAAUCUAGGCCUGGUGGAGCCGGAUGAUAUUUGGAUGGAUGACCUGGUCAAGUAUUACAUGACCGGGCAAUUUCCUGAGAAUGAAGACAGGGUAAGAAAAGUAAAGUUGAGGGCUCUAAGAUUCCAAAUGCUAGAUGGAAGGCUAUACAAAAGGGCAUUUGGCGGUCCGUUGCUGAGAUGCUUGACCAGGGCAGAGGCAGAAAGAGUGAUCGCCGAAGUUCAUGAGGGUGUCUGUGCAACCCACCAAAUAGGUGCAAGACUUGCCAGGUGUUCUACAAGUUUCCGGGAAGGCCUGCAACCUACUACCAUCCAGUUUCCAAUGUUAUUCCAUUCGCAAGGUUUGGGAUGGACAUCAUUGGGGCCUUCCCUCAAGCUCAAGGGAGAAAAAAGGUUCACCAAAUACUUGGAGGACUUCGGGAUUACUCACAACAAAGCUUCCGUGGCCUACCAGCAAGGGAAUGGCCAGGUGGAGAAUGCGAACCGCACAAUAGUCGAUGGGAUCAAAAAGCGGUUGGGUGAGGCAGGAACGAAUUGGUUAGAGGAGUUGCCACAUAUCAUCUGGGCUUACCGGGUCACUUCAAGAAGGGCCACAUGGGAGACACCUUUUGUCCUUACAUAUGGGUGUGAGGCCAGACUACCCAUCGAAGCUAAAAUAAUGACCUUUCGGGAGAAGAUCUAUAAAGAGAAAGGGAAUGAGGAAAACCAUUUGGCAGAGUUAAACUUGUUGGAAGAGAGGCGGAUGGUCGCUGAGGCUAAAAUGAUGGAAUACCAGCAAGCAGCCAAGGCCUACCAUGAUAACAAGGUAGGGCCUCGUUAUUUCCAAGUGGGUUAUGAGGUCUUGAGACGAAGGGAGGCCAGCAAACUCGGAGACGGGGGAAAACUUGCAAAGAAAUGGGAAGGCCCAUAUAGGGUCACAGCAAUAUUACGCCCUGGGACAUACAAGUUAGAAACAAUGGAAGGUCGAGAGUUGGAAAGGUGCUGGAAUUCCCACCACCUUAGAAAAUUCUACAGAUAGGCCAAAUUGGCAGGGCAUGUAUUUGUAAUACCCCUUCGAUGAUAAAUAAGAGCUUUCUUCGAUACUUGUGUUGCGGGGUCAGUAAUACUAAAAUAAUAUGUCUUGAUGUAAGAGGCAAUGUCAAAAAAAAAAAGAUAAACCCUU